Molecule: messenger RNA, 3384 nt
Organism: Camelina sativa (false flax)
Lineage: Eukaryota; Viridiplantae; Streptophyta; Magnoliopsida; Brassicales; Brassicaceae
Source: RefSeq, a predicted model, not a curated record
GACGAUAGCACUACGUAGUAGUGAUUAGAAAAUUGUAUUCAAUGAAGGAUUUUAUUGAGUGAUUGUUCUUAGUAUGAUGCUGCUGAGCGAGUCAGGUUACCUGCACAAUUAGCGAACUAAGCUGAAACCAGGUUUUCCUUUAACGUUGAUGAAAUACUUGCCCUUUACUUUCCCUUGUUCAUUUUUGUCUCUGAAAUUGUGUUACCUGAGAAACUAUCUACCUGCAAAAUUAGCGAACUAAGCUGAAACCAGGUUUUCCUCUAACGUGGAUAAACAAUACGUACCCUAGUUCAUUUUUGUCUCUGAAAUUGUGUUUGCCUGAGAAACUAUCUUUCUAAAAGGAUUAGGGUUGACAAAUACCGUGGAUGAAUGUUAGGAUUUGAAGUCCUAACAUGAAUCUCAUGAAUUGGAUUCUUUUUCCGGUCUUGUAGAUCAGCUUACCAUGUCGUUACAGACGUUGCAAUAUUGCGUUUUAUGGUUGAAGUUUCAUGGGGACCAAUGCUUGCCGCAUUCAGCGUGACACUUGAUCAGAGUGAUGACAGGCUUGCUGCAGUUGAAUGCUUACGAGGCUUUCGGUACGCCGUUCAUAUUACAGCAGUUAUGGGUAUGCAAACGCAAAGAGAUGCAUUUGUCACUUCCAUGGCCAAGUUCACAAAUCUCCAUUGCGCAGGAGAUAUGAAGCAAAAGAAUGUCGAUGCUGUUAAAGCCAUCAUAUCAAUUGCCAUUGAAGAUGGUAAUCACUUGCAAGAUGCUUGGGAGCAUAUUUUGACUUGUCUUUCUAGAAUAGAGCAUUUGCAAUUAUUGGGCGAGGGUGCUCCAAGUGAUGCAUCUUAUUUUUCUUCAUCCGAGACGGAAGAGAAGAAAGCCUUGGGGUUUCCCAACUUGAAGAAAAAAGGAGCCCUCCAGAAUCCGGUGGUGAUGGCUGUUGUUCGAGGGGGCUCAUAUGAUAGCAGUGCAAUUGGACCAAAUAUUCCAGGGCUUGUGAAGCAGGACCAGAUCAAUAACUUCAUUGCAAACUUGAAUUUGCUUGACCAGAUCGGGAGUUUUCAGUUGAAUAAUGUAUAUGCUCAUAGCCAGCGGUUGAAGACUGAAGCCAUAGUAGCAUUUGUUAAAGCUCUAUGCAAAGUCUCUAUGUCAGAACUACAGUCUCCUACGGAUCCUCGAGUAUUUAGCCUCACAAAAUUAGUUGAGAUCGCCCACUACAACAUGAACCGCAUCAGGCUAGUCUGGUCUCGCAUAUGGAGCAUCCUGUCAGAUUUUUUUGUAUCUGUUGGCUUGUCGGAGAAUCUUUCUGUUGCAAUAUUCGUUAUGGAUUCACUACGACAACUUUCUAUGAAGUUCUUGGAACGUGAGGAGCUGGCUAACUACAACUUCCAGAAUGAAUUUCUUCGACCAUUUGUCAUUGUUAUGCAAAAAAGCAGUUCUGCUGAAAUAAGAGAACUAAUAGUUCGGUGCAUUUCUCAAAUGGUACUCAGCCGUGUCAGUAAUGUAAAAUCAGGGUGGAAAAGUGUUUUCAAGGUUUUCACAACCGCAGCAGCUGAUGAAAGGAAGAACAUUGUGUUGCUGGCCUUUGAGACAAUGGAAAAAAUUGUCCGAGAGUAUUUUUCAUAUAUCACAGAGACGGAGGCAACAACCUUUACUGAUUGUGUUAGAUGCCUCAUAACUUUCACAAACAGCAAAUUCACCAGCGAUGUUAGCCUGAAUGCUAUUGCAUUUCUACGAUUUUGUGCCCUAAAACUUGCAGAAGGAGGCCUUGUGUGGAAUGAGAAGGGUAGGUCCAGCAGUCCCAGUACUCCAGUAACUGAUGACCAUGCACCAGAUACCCAAAAUUUUAUGGAUGCAGAUGAAAACAUAUCAUAUUGGGUUCCUUUACUCACAGGAUUGUCUAAGCUAACUGCUGAUUCCAGACCAGCAAUCCGUAAAAGCUCCCUGGAAGUGCUCUUUAAUAUUUUAAAGGAUCAUGGUCAUAUUUUCUCACGAACAUUCUGGAUUGGUGUUUUCAGUUCUGUUAUUUAUCCUAUAUUUAAUAGCGUGUGGGGCGAGAAUGAUCUGCUUUCUAAAGACGAACACAGUUCAUUCCCCUCUACAUUUUCUCCACAUCCUAGUGGAGUUUCUUGGGAUGCUGAGACUUCAGCUAUGGCGGCACAGUCUCUGGUAGACCUAUUUGUCAGCUUUUUUACUGUCAUAAGGUCUCAACUAUCAAGUGUAGUGUCCUUACUUGCUAGUUUUAUAAGAAGUCCAGCUCAGGGUCCUACAGUAGCUGGAGUUGGCGCGUUGCUGCGGUUGGCAGACGAAUUGGGUGGCAGUUUCUCGAAAGAUGAGUGGAAGGAGAUUUUUUUGGCUGUGAAAGAAGCUGCUUCAUUGACAUUGUCUAGUUUCAUGAAAACACUGAGAACCAUGGAUGAUGUUCCAGAUGAGGAAACGUUGUCUGAUCAGGACUUUAGUAACGAAGAUGACGUGGACGAGGACAGCCUGCAAACUAUGUCUUAUGUUGUUGCAAGAACAAAGAGUCACAUCACCGUCCAGUUGCAGGUUGUUCAGGUAGUGACUGAUCUCUACCAAAAUAAUCAGCAGUCAUUGUUGGCAUCUCACGUCACUGUUAUCCUGGAGAUACUUUCAUCAAUCUCAUCACAUGCCCACCAGCUAAAUUCUGAUUUGAUACUGCAAAAGAAAAUGAGGAGAGCAUGCUCUAUCUUGGAGCUCUCUGAACCUCCCAUGCUUCAUUUCGAAAAUGACACUCACCAGAACUACCUGGACAUUCUUCAAGACCUACUGACAUACAACCCAGGAGUGUCUUUGGAGCUAAACAUAGAGUCUCAACUGAUUACAGUGUGUGUGCAAUUACUGAAGAUGUACCUGAAGUGCACGUUGUUUCAGGGUUCAGAGUUGGAAGAAACCAGGCAGCCUAAAAACUGGAUUCUACCCAUGGGAGCAACAUCGAAGGAAGAAGCAGCAGCAAGAUCUCCACUAGUGGUUGCAGUGCUGAAGGCACUGAGGGAACUGAAAAGAGAUUCAUUCAAGAGGUAUGCACCAACUUUCUUCCCAUUGUUGGUGGAGCUUGUGCGGAGUGAGCACAGCUCUUCACAAGUCCCACAAGUCUUAAGCACCGUGUUCCAUACAUGUAUGGGUCCAAUGAUGGAUGAAUAGAAUAGGAUGGUUGUAAGUGCAUUGAAGUUUGACAUUCGAGCACCUAAAGGAUAGGUUACGAGCAGACACAAAUCACUCUUUUCUUCUUUCGUUUUUUCUUCUCGUGUCUAAUGAGUAUUGACGAAAGAAUGUGAGAUUAACAGGUUUUGUGCGGUUGAUUGCUUGUGCUGAUAUAGAGUAAUUAAUUACUGUUAUAGAAACUAAGAAAAGGAUGGUAAAAAAUUUCUGCACUGCAUA